CCGAAGAAGUGAGGAGUAAGCGGGCGGUCCACGGGCUCUCGCGAGACCCUCGGCUCACGUGACCGGCGGGCGCGGCACUGCUCACGUGACAGGCGCUGCCGGCCGCAGGGUCCUCUCCGUGCAGGCGCCGCAGCUGCGGGGCCUCUCGAGUCGGUGGACGCGCCCUCCCGCCGGCCUCGCCGCCCGCGCAACCGCCGUCCUCCGGCCUCGGCUGCGUCGCGCCAUGGCGGCCCCCGNCGCCCGGCGGCCGCUGCUCCUGCUGCUGCUGGCAGGCCUUGCACAUGGCGCCUCAGCACUCUUUGAGGUGAAAGACAAUGGCACAGCGUGUAUAAUGGCCAACUUCUCUGCCUCCUUUCUGAUCACCUACGAGACUGCGAAUGGUUCUCAGAUCGUGAACAUCCCCCUGCCCGCCUCUGCAGAAGUACUGAAAAAUGGCAGUUCUUGUGGUAAAGAAAAUGUUUCUGAACCCAGCCUCACAAUUACUUUUGGAAGAGGAUAUUUACUGACANUCAACUUCACAAAAAAUGCAACACGCUACAGUGUCCAGCAUAUGUAUUUUACAUAUAACUUGUCAGAUACAGAACAUUUUCCCAAUGCCAGCAGCAAAGAGAUGUACACCGUGAAUUCCACAACUGACAUCAAGGCAGACAUCAACAAAGCAUACCGGUGUGUCAGUGAUAUCCGGGUCUACAUGAAGAAUGUGAACGUUGUGCUCCGGGAUGCCACUAUCCAGGCCUACCUGUCGAGUGGCAACUUCAGCAAGGAAGAGACACACUGCACACAGGAUGGACCUUCCCCAACCACUGGNCCACCCAGCCCCUCACCACCACUUGUGCCCACAAACCCCACUGUGUCCAAGUACAAUGUGACUGGUAACAACGGAACCUGCCUGCUGGCCUCUAUGGCACUGCAACUGAACAUCACCUACCUGAAAAAAGACAACAAGACUGUGACCAGAGCGUUUAACAUCAGCCCAAAUGACACAGCUAAUGGGAGUUGCGGUGUCAACUUGGUGACCCUGAAAGUGGAGAACAAGAACAGAGCCCUGGAAUUGCAGUUUGGGAUGAAUGCCAGCUCUAGCCUGUUUUUCCUGCAAGGAGUGCAGUUGAAUAUGACUCUUCCUGAUGCCCUAGUGCCCACAUUGAGCAUCUCCAACCAUUCACUGAAAGCUCUUCAGGCCACUGUGGGAAACUCAUACAAGUGCAACACUGAGGAACACAUCUUUGUCAGCAAGAUGCUCUCCCUCAAUGUCUUCAGUGUGCAGGUCCAGGCUUUCAGGGUGGACAGCGACAGGUUUGGGUCUGUGGAAGAGUGUGUUCAGGAUGGUAACAACAUGUUGAUCCCCAUUGCUGUGGGCGGUGCCCUGGCAGGGCUGGUCCUCAUCGUCCUCAUUGCCUACCUCAUUGGCAGGAAGAGGAGUCACGCCGGCUAUCAGACCAUCUAGCCUGGUGGGCAGGUGCGCCACAGACGCACAGGGGCGUGUUCUCACAUCCCCAAGCUUAGAUAGGUGUGGAAGGGAGGCACACUUUCUGGCAAACUGUUUUAAAAUCUGCUUUAUCAAAUGUGAAGUUCAUCUUGCAACAUUUACUAUGCACAAAGGAAUAACUAUUGAAAUGACGGUGUUAAUUUUGCUAACUGGGUUAAAUAUUUUGCUAACUGGUUAAAUGUUAAUAUGUUACCAAAGUAGAGCUCUAAAGAGGAUGAGAAGGCUCCGCUGAUUUGACUUUUAAGACUUGGUGUUUGGUUCUUCAUUCUUUUACUCAGAUUUAAGCCUUACAAAGGGAAUCUCUGGUCCAGACCCUUGGGCCUGGCAAGGGUGGCUGAUGGUUAGGCUGCACACUUGAGAAGCAAACGGGAGCAGGGAAGGCUUGCCACACAGGCACGCACAGGGUCAACCUCUGGACACUUGGCUUGGGCUACCUGGCCUGGGGGCGGGGGGGCCUGGACUCUGGCAUCUGGCUGAGCACAACCCCCCCAUAUUUCUAUGCUCUGCCACCCGUGAGCUGCCACUUUCCUAAAUAGAAAAUGGCAUUAUUUUUAUUUACUUUUUUGUAAAGUGAUUUCCAGUCUUGUGUUGGCGUUCAGGGUGGCCCUGUCUCUGCACUGUGUACAAUAAUAGAUUCACACUGCUGACGUGUCUUGCAGCGUAGGUGGGUUGUACACUGGGCAUCAAGCUCACGUAAUGCAUUGCCUGUAACGAUGCUAAUAAAAAGUCUCCUUCUUUGUCUGUC
Mus caroli (Ryukyu mouse) is the source of this 2231-nucleotide messenger RNA. It is a transcript of the gene Lamp1, whose product is annotated as lysosome associated membrane protein 1. Gene Ontology annotation, cellular component: late endosome membrane; lysosomal membrane; plasma membrane. Gene Ontology annotation, biological process: establishment of protein localization to organelle. NCBI's taxonomy places the organism in Eukaryota, Metazoa, Chordata, Mammalia, Rodentia, Muridae. The record is from RefSeq and is a predicted model, not a curated record.